UUAAUCUUUAAAAUUAAAUCUUCUGUAAGGCUUUACUAAGAUCUCCGUUGAUUUUCUGGAUUUUUCCCAUCAAACUACAAUGUUAAAAUGAAACCGUUCUUGCCCAGUGUGAAAAUCUAGUGAAGAUUUUUAAAAACAGAUUUCCCACCUACUUUCUUUAAAAGUUCUUUUUGUUCAGUGGCUUUAUUUAUUGUUGUAGAUUCUUAAGUGUUUAUCUCUAAGAUAAACAGUUAACUCCCAUGCCAGAAAAUUAUGCCUCCUUAUUGAUUUACAGUCCCCUUUGGCCACAUUCCAUGCUCAAUCUGCUGGUAAUCAGUAGAAUAUUCUAACUUUCUCAUAUACCCCCGAGGAUUAAACGAAGUCGCUCUUUUUCUUUCCGCCCCCUCCUCCUCUCUCCCUGGUUUGUGGGUAGGAAACUUUUUAAGGCAUGGUAUCAACAGGAGAAAGAGGGAAGUAACAUGUAGCAGCAUGAUGAGUGAACAGUGUAUACUUUCUUUAAGAGGGUACAGUCCUAACUGUAGACGUCUGAGGAGUAUGUUGUAUUUUGCCUUACAUUGUCCUUGUGUUUGUUUACUUAAGUAUUUGAAUGGCCUGGCAUUUUCUUGGAGUGUUUUGUUUUGUUUUGUUUUGCCAAAUAGUAUAUCCUGGGUCACAUGUUGUAGGUUGGCUGCCUCAAUACCGUAUAUCUUCCUGGGGGACCCGUUGGUGUGCGUUCAAAUGGGUUGUCUCCUGGUCUUGUCUUAAUCUACUUUGCUGGGGUGGGUCAUUGGGCUAUUUUAUUGGCAUAUCAAGGAAUUGGUUGUUUGGGUCUUUAAAAAUUUGCUUAUGGUUCCUUGCGGUAAAGUAUGAGGUGUAUCUAUAUGUAUGUUUUUAAUUUCUCUGAAGCAAACGGCCAGUCUUGGUUCUUCAGAAUGAAGCACUUUAUCCACAGCGGCGCUCCUAUACCAGUGAGGAUGAAGCCUGGAAAUCUUUCCUGGAAAACCCUCUCACUGCGGCAACCAAAGCGAUGAUGAGCAUCAAUGGCGACGAAGACAGCGCCGCUGCGCUGGGCUUGCUGUACGACUAUUACAAGGUUCCAAGAGAGAGGAGGUCAUCAACAGCAAAGCCAGAUGGUGAGCACCCAGAGCCAGAUCACAGCAAAAGAAACAGCAUACCAAAUGUGACUGAGCAGUCCCUCAUUUCUGCUGGAGAAAACAGAGUACAAGUACUGAAAAAUGUGCCAUUUAACAUUGUCCUUCCCCAUGGCAACCAGCUGGGCAUUGAUAAGAGAGGCCAUCUAACAACUCCUGAUACAACAGUCACUGUCUCCAUAGCAACAAUGCCUACCCACUCCAUCAAGACAGAAACCCAGCCCCAUGGCUUUGCUGUGGGAAUCUCUCCAGCAGUAUAUCAUCCUGAGCCCACGGAGCGGGUAGUGGUUUUCGACCGGAAUCUUAGUGCUGACCAGUUCAGCGCUGGUGCUCAACCCCCAAAUGCUCAAAGGCGAACUCCAGACUCUACCUUCUCAGAGACCUUCAAGGAAGGCGUUCAGGAGGUUUUCUUCCCCUCGGAUCUCAGUCUACGGAUGCCUGGCAUGAAUUCAGAGGACUAUGUUUUUGACAGUGUUUCUGGGAACAACUUUGAAUAUACCCUCGAAGCCUCAAAGUCUCUUCGACAGAAGCCAGGAGAUAGCACCAUGACAUACCUGAACAAAGGCCAGUUCUACCCUGUCACCUUGAAGGAGGUGAACGGCAGCGAGGGGAUCCACCGGCCCAUCAGCAAAGUCCGAAGUGUGAUCAUGGUGGUUUUUGCAGAAGACAAAAGCAGAGAAGAUCAAUUAAGGCAUUGGAAAUACUGGCACUCCCGGCAGCACACAGCUAAACAAAGAUGCAUUGACAUAGCUGACUAUAAAGAAAGCUUCAAUACCAUCAGUAACAUUGAGGAGAUCGCGUAUAAUGCCAUUUCCUUCACUUGGGACAUUAAUGACGAAGCAAAGGUUUUCAUCUCUGUGAACUGUUUAAGCACAGAUUUCUCUUCUCAGAAAGGUGUGAAGGGGUUGCCUCUUAAUAUUCAGAUUGACACCUAUAGUUAUAACAACCGUAGCAACAAGCCUGUGCAUCGUGCAUACUGCCAAAUAAAGGUCUUCUGUGACAAGGGAGCUGAAAGGAAAAUCAGGGAUGAAGAACGAAAACAAAGCAAAAGAAAAGGCAAGUGUACUGACCCCAGCUCCCAGUUGAAUGCCUUUUCUGAUGUUAAAGUGCCACUGCUUCCCUCUCACAAACGAAUGGAUAUCACGGUUUUCAAGCCCUUUAUUGAUCUUGAUACUCAGCCUGUCCUCUUCAUUCCUGAUGUGCACUUUGCCAACCUGCAGCGGGGCGCUCACGUCCUUCCUAUUGCCCCAGAAGAAUUGGAGGGUGAAGGGUCUAACUUGAAAAGGGGUCCGUAUGGAUCGGAGGAGGAUUUUGCCAUGGCACCUCCCGCUAAGCUGACGCGGACGGAGGAACCAAAGAGAGUGCUGCUCUACGUACGAAAGGAGUCAGAGGAAGUCUUUGAUGCCCUGAUGCUCAGGACUCCGUCUUUGAAAGGCUUGAUGGAGGCGAUCUCAGACAAAUAUGAUGUGCCCCAUGAUAAGAUUGGGAAAAUAUUCAAGAAAUGUAAAAAAGGGAUUCUGGUGAACAUGGACGACAACAUCGUGAAGCAUUACUCCAAUGAAGACACCUUCCAGCUGCAGAUUGAGGAAGCGGGGGGGUCGUACAGACUCACCCUCACUGAGAUCUAAGGGCACGCCGGCCCACCAUUCCCGGCGAGCUCAAGGAAGGUUGCGUGGGUCUUACUGUUUGGCCAACUGCAGGGCAGGUACGUCGCAGGUACGGGUGGAUGUCAACGGAAGGGACUCCUUUCGAGUUGGAGAUGGUGCUGCAUUUGGCUUGUAGAUAGCGUUCGACAUACGGCAUUGGCGUUUUCAGACGACAGAAAUCCAGACACCAUUAUGUUUGAAUUUUCUGUUAUCAGUACUUAGGAUUAAAAGUGAAAACUUUGUUCUAAGAUUUUGUAGACUCUCUGGGAACCUUUGGAAUAUCUGCUACAUUAUUUAUAAAAAUAUUGGGCUAUCUACCUUGUCUCUUCAAUGUCAGUGGGCCUGCUCACUAGUGCAAGUCAGAAAAGGCAGUGGGCUUGGGUUUAAGGAUUUCGUGCCCUCGCCCGAACUCAGUAACUGACUGCCUCAGGGUAGUGGGAGUGGCAUCCGAAGAGGAGAGGAUGCGUCCUUUCUCCCUCAGCCCCUCAUCCUCCAGAAAAUGUUUACUGAAACAGGGCAUGUUACUGAAUCUUCCUUUGCAACUUUCUUGAACAUAUCAACUGCCUUUCUUAUGAAGAACUGAAAUGGGUUACAGUAGGAAUCAGUUAAGCUAACGCUGUGUUGUAUAUAAGUGCAAUACGUUUUUGAAGGCCUGUCUGUAAAUGUGUAUAUACGUGUCUUAUACAAAUAGAUAAUAUAUAAAUGUGGUGUCUGUACAUAGAGUGAGGAGAUGCAAUAAGGUCUGCCUUGAAGACUUUCCCUAAAUGAAAGGUUAAGUUAUUCUUGGUAAUGUAUGCCAAGCAGAUCGAGUACUGUGCUUAGUGGAACUCACUGAAGUGUGUUGUCUGUGUUUUCUGCAACGGCAGUCAUCCCAGAGCAUAGCAAAACCUUCUCAAAUGGCAGAGAUUCUCUUUGCUCUUAAGAGUGGUGUUAUUCAGAUUUCUGCACUGUGUUAACAAAUGAAGUAUAGGGAAAACACUACUGCGGUUCCUAUCUGUUGUGUAGGCUAGAAUCAAUCGUACGUACCUGAGAGAGUGAACACACGGUCCUUCCAACACGUGUGUAUUGUUGUGUACUUGGUGACACGACCCAAAAUGGAGUCCUUCCUCAUCUUCCUUACAAGAAGUGAUUUCUAUUUUCUUGUGUUUCAGAGCCUUCAAGCUUUGACUGUCUUGUAUGCUGACAAUUCUAGAAAGCAUUCAUGAGUUUAUGAGGCUGUAUUACGAUGGCAAGGGAACAUUUUGUACACGUUUAAAUAUACAAAAGUACUAAAAAGUGUAAUUUUAUAACAGAGAUAAAAUCACGGGUAUCUAGGUUCAGGGAGCUAGAAUAGGUCAUUUGUAUAAGUAGGAUUGCCGGUUACAUUUUUACAUAAAAAUAUUCUAAUGAAGUAUGUGAACUAAAUUGCUGGUUUUCUAAGAUAAGACAUCAUGGGACACGGGUCAUAACUAUUUUAUAUUUUGUUUUAUGAAAUAAAUUUUUGUCUUGUUUAUUGUUUUUAA
Messenger RNA from Ailuropoda melanoleuca (giant panda), 4278 nucleotides. RefSeq names its product grainyhead like transcription factor 1 (gene GRHL1). Lineage: Eukaryota; Metazoa; Chordata; Mammalia; Carnivora; Ursidae. Gene Ontology annotation, cellular component: nucleus. The transcript is spliced from 15 exons. The record is from RefSeq and is a predicted model, not a curated record. The coding region runs from base 1007 to 2758 and encodes 583 amino acids. Gene Ontology annotation, molecular function: DNA-binding transcription activator activity, RNA polymerase II-specific; RNA polymerase II cis-regulatory region sequence-specific DNA binding. Gene Ontology annotation, biological process: regulation of transcription by RNA polymerase II.